Molecule: messenger RNA, 1263 nt
Organism: Leptosomus discolor (cuckoo roller)
Lineage: Eukaryota; Metazoa; Chordata; Aves; Leptosomiformes; Leptosomidae
Source: RefSeq, a predicted model, not a curated record
ACAAGUAUAAAAGAAGGAUUACUACUGAAGCAAACCAGUUCUUUUCAGAGGUGGAAAAAGCGUUACUUCAAACUUCGAGGUCGUACCCUUUACUAUGCUAAAGAUUCAAAGUCACUAAUAUUUGAUGAAGUUGACCUGUCAGAUGCCAGCGUAGCUGAAUCAAGCACAAAAAAUGUCAACAACAGCUUCACGAUAAUAACUCCAUUUAGGAGGCUAAUAUUGUGUGCUGAGAACAGAAAAGAAAUGGAGGACUGGAUAAGCUCUUUGAAGUCAGUUCAGUCCAGGGAACACUAUGAGACCGCACAGUUUAAUGUGGAACAUUUCUCAGGGAUGCAUAACUGGUACGCCUGCUCCCAUGCCCGACCUACCUUCUGUAACGUGUGUAGAGAGAGCCUCUCUGGAGUCACUUCUCACGGCCUGUCUUGUGAAGUGUGUAAGUUUAAAGCACAUAAAAGAUGUGCUGUCCGAGCAACAAAUAACUGCAAAUGGACUACGUUAGCCUCGAUUGGAAAAGACAUCAUUGAAGAUGAAGAUGGUAUAGCUAUGCCUCACCAGUGGUUAGAGGGUAAUCUGCCCGUCAGUGCCAAAUGCGCAGUCUGCGACAAGACUUGUGGCAGUGUUUUACGCCUGCAAGAUUGGAAGUGCCUUUGGUGUAAAGCUAUGGUUCACACUGCCUGUAAAGAUCUGUAUCCUCGUAAGUGUCCACUUGGCCAAUGUAAGGUAUCGAUCAUACCGCCAACAGCACUAAACAGUAUAGACUCUGAUGGUUUCUGGAAAGCCACAUGCCCGCCAUCCUGUGCCAGUCCUCUUUUAGUUUUUGUUAACUCAAAGAGUGGAGACAAUCAGGGAGUAAAGUUUCUUCGUCGAUUCAAACAGUCGUUAAAUCCAGCUCAGGUGUUCGAUUUAAUGAAUGGAGGACCUCACUUAGGUUUGCGGUUAUUUCAGAAGUUUGACAACUUCAGGAUUCUUGUGUGUGGUGGCGAUGGAAGCGUGGGUUGGGUCUUGUCAGAAAUUGAUAAGCUCAGCUUGCACAAACAGUGUCAGUUAGGAGUGUUACCCCUUGGUACUGGAAAUGACCUGGCACGUGUCCUCGGUUGGGGAGGAUCCUGUGAUGAUGAUACGCAACUUCCUCAGAUUUUGGAGAAACUAGAACGAGCCAGCACGAAAAUGUUAGACAGGUGGAGUAUAAUGUCAUAUGAACUGAAAUUACCAGCAAAGCCUUCUAUUCUUCCAGUGACUGCAGAAGAGUCGGAGGAAUGCCAG